GUCUGGGCUCCUGCGUGGAGCCUAACACACGGAGUGGAGUCUCGGGUCUAAGCGGGGUCUCUGCAGAUGCGCCCCACCUUCCUCACCUGAGCCAACCUAAGCUGGCGUGGCUCUUGCCUAUGCGCAUGCGCGCCGCUCGCCUUCCCGUCAGAGCCCACCCUUGUCGACGACGCAACGGCAACAUCCGGCACUAGGUCCGUUCCCUAUUGUCAUCCUGUGGGAAACUACUUCCUGUAUCUUGCGCUUGCGCAGGAUCUGCUCUCCGGCCCUUUUCAUCCCGACACCAUGCGUUUCCACUCGGCCGAGGAACCGCAGGAAGAAGAUGGUGACAGCGGCUCUUAAGAAAUUCUGGUCCGGUGGGCGCGGUGAAGCGGGAGGAGAGGCCAGUGGUGCCACGACGGUGGCGGCUAAGCCAGGGCUGUGGACACGACUGAGCACCUGGGCCGGCGCGCUGCUCCGGGACUACGCCGAGGCGUGCGGGGACGCGGCGGCUGCGGCGCGAGCGCGACCCGGCCGCGCGGCCCUGUACGUGGGGCUGCUGGGCGGCGCUGCUGCGUGCUGCGCGCUGGCGCCCGGCGAGGCGGCCUUCGAGGAGGCCCUGCUCGACGCAUCGGGGUCGCUGUUGCUCUUGGCGCCGGCCACGCGCAACCGCCACUCGGAAGAGUUCCUGCAGCGCCUGCUGUGGCUGAGGGGCCGUGGGCGGCUGCGGCACGCGAACCUGGGCUUCUGCUCGCUGGUGUACGAAGCUCCCUUCGACGCCCAGGCCAGCCUCUACCAGGCCCGCUGCCGCUACCUGCAGCCGCGCUGGGUGGACUUCCCGGGCCGGAUCCUCGACGUGGGGUUCGUUGGCCGCUGGUGGGUCCUGCGGAACCGCAUGCUCGAUUGCGACAUCAACGACGACGAGUUUCUCCACCUGCCUGCGCAUCUCCGCGUCGUCGCACCUCACCAGCUGCACUCGGAGGCCAAUGAGAGGCUGUUCGAGGAGAAGUACAAGCCGAUCGUGCUCACCGACGAUCAGGUGGACCAGGCGCUGUGGGAGGAGCAGGUGUUACAGAAGGAGAGAAAGGAUCGGCUAGCUUUGAACGAGGCUGAUUCACUGGUUCAGUCCGAUGUUUCCAGAUGAAACCCAGCACUGCCCCCGGGGUACCAGGCGCAAGCAAACUGUUGGCCGUGGAUGGUGCAAUUGGUGAGAUGGGUAGAGAUAAAUGACUCUUAUUGUGAUUUUAUGGAAAGCCCUCACUCUGUCCUGUUAUCCAAAGCAAAUCGGGGGCCUUACUGGUCUUAGAGAUACAGAAGAGCUGAAGGACUGCUCUUAAACAUGCUGAAGCACUUGACCUUAUUGUGUUAAUCGCCCCCAGAUCUACUAGUAAGGAGCCUAUGCUGUAUAGCCUUUUGUAGCUGGGGAUGAACUUCAUGGGUAGAGCGUUUGCCUAGCACGCCUGGGUUCCUGCACUGCAAAAACAGAACAAAAGUGGGCUUUUGGUUUUGGAGGUUUUAUCUGGUUGGUUUUGAGAAUGUGACUCCCAUAUGCCCAGUCUGGCCCCCUGCAUCAGCUCUAGUGUACCACACUGUACCUGCCCAUGCAUUAGUCCUGUUCAUGAAUGGGGCUCCAAAGAUGUCCUGACUGCCAGUGACUCCCAAGGUCCUAAGCCCAAUUCCCAGCCCCCUUUUGGUAGUGUGCAUCAGUGAAGUUAGACCAAUCCCCAGCCCCUCUUUUGGUAGUGUGCAUCAGUGAAGUUAGACCAAUCCCCAGCCCCCCUUUUGGUAGUGUGCAUCAGUGAAGUUAGACCAAUCCCCAACCCCCUUUGGUAGUGUGCAUCAGUGAAGGUUUUGAGGACGGUCUGACCUAGGCUACUUGUUUAAAGAGUACUGACUGCUCCUCCCUCUGGAGAACCUCAAUUCAGUUCUCAGCAGCUUGAUCUGUAACUCCAGGCCAGGGAAUCAAUCCAGCGUUCUCUUCCGGAUUCCUUGUGUGCUAGGCAGGCACGUGGUGGUACACAGACAAAACACCCACUCACACAUGUUUAAAGAUUCUUCUAAGUCUUCUCCCAAUAUGGGGGCUAAAAUCAUGUGCCAGCUUGCCUGACCUCAGAUCUUCCUUUUUCACAUGGAGCUGGAAUGUAUGUGUUGAGGGUGUUUGUUUGUUGUGGUUUGGUUCGUUUGUUACACUGGCUUCCCCAGAACUGGUUAUGAAGAACAGUCUGCCCUUAAAGUCGCAGAGAUUUGUCUGCUUCUCAAAUUGGAUCUUUUUUGGUUUGUUUUGUUUCUGAGAGUGGUCUCACAGCCCAGACCAGCCUCAAACUCACUGUGUAGCAGAGGAUGACUGAAUGAUGAUGGCUCCUCUUGCCUGCACUUCCCAAAUGAAGUGAAAUGUUUCUGCCCUGUGGUUUAUUAUUGUUGGGUACUUGUGCUAGACAUUAAAUCCAGGGCCUUGUGCAUACUAGGCAAGCACUGUACACCAAGCCCUCUUAGGAUUUUUGUUUUGUUUGAUAAUAUCUUUAUGUAGUCCCCGAGGACCUUUGACCUAGCUUAACGAGUAAUGUUGUAUAUUACUAUCAGUGCAGGGGAUAGAUACAGAGGCCAACAGAUUCUACUGUGUAUAUGUAUGUAUGGCAGCAUGUUGGAAGGCUGGAACAUGUUCUGAUCCCAUAGUGUACAUGCAGUAGUAUGUCAUUAUACUGCAGGGACCCCGGAAAUGGUUGGAUGGAAAGGAACAGGGUGGGGCACAUAGGUUGGACCUGGCAAAAUUCCGGUAAUUACCUUUCAAUCUAAAAUAUUAGGGAAGCAAAACUUCCCAUAUCAGGUAGCUUGUGACUAGUCAAUAAAAGCAGGAAGUGAA
Molecule: messenger RNA, 2839 nt
Organism: Mus pahari (shrew mouse)
Lineage: Eukaryota; Metazoa; Chordata; Mammalia; Rodentia; Muridae
Gene: Timm29
Product: translocase of inner mitochondrial membrane 29
Exons: 2
Coding region: 323-1123 (266 amino acids)
Biological process (GO): protein insertion into mitochondrial inner membrane
Cellular component (GO): TIM22 mitochondrial import inner membrane insertion complex
Source: RefSeq, a predicted model, not a curated record